AAGUUCUCAGUUAAGUUUAAUCUGUCCAUGACGAUCAAGAUAAUAAUUCUUAUAAAACAAAUCACAAAAUUAUCUCAUCGUCAGAGAUAUCUUCAAAAACAAAAUAACAUUAUUUUUCAAAACAUAUUUUUAGUAACGUCUUAAACGGGUUUUUUGCAGGAACAAAAUUGUUUUAAAAAUACACAUGAGCGCAUCCGCCUAAAUUAUGUUUCAAGAAUUAUAUUUUUAAAAGAGAUUCGUUUGUACCGCCAGGAAACUUAAUUAACAAUACGUUAUCAAACUGACCAGUUUGAUCGAACUAUUACGUAUCUUAAUUAUAUUUUUUAAUAUGUAACUUUAUGUUAAAAGUGUCCUCGUUAAUCAAAAUGUUAAUAAAUGCAAGUCAAAUUCCGCAUGACGAUAAAUGCGUUCAUAUCCUUAUCUAUCAUGCCAGUUAACAAAUAAUCUAUAUAUGCGAGUAAUUCACGGUAUUAUAUAAAGGAGGCCUAGAACUCUGGUCGGCCGGUUGCCGACCGUUAGUCAAUGAAUACAGUUGCUGAUGCAUCAACGUUCGUACGGGCGUUCUCGAUCUUGCACUUGGAUAUUGGUGUUCAAUACGCGCAGCGAUUGCCUCUUGUUUGUUUAAGUGAGUGAUUCGGGCGCGUCGCACGGAUUCGCGUUUGGCACGCUCGAGAAUUCCAUCUCGAAGUUGCAAAAAUCCACUGGAGAAAUUGGAGAUUUGGUCAACAAACUAUAGACAUACCAGCUUGUUCCUACAAGUAAGAAUACACCAGCAGCAGAAGAGAAGUUGCCGAAUAAGAAGAAGCAUUGAUAAAAACAUUAGGCAAACAUGUCUGUCCCAAUUUUCCGCUAUACGAAAGAAACGAUUCGCUUUACAGACGACCAACGAGCGUUCUACGAGAAGAACGGAUACUUGAUGUUUCCUGGCCUAAUACCGCAGGACAUACUCGAUAAAUGCCACAAAAGAUUCGACGAUAUCGUCGAGGGCAGAGUCCCGCGAGACGGAAUCGUAGUGAUGCACGAUGUGAAGGACAGGAAAUCGGUGAAUAAAAUACAGGACCUCAAUCAAGACUCGGUGUUCCGUCUAUACCUUGAACACAAGAAGAUCCUCGACGUAGUCGAGUGCUUCACGGGACCGAACAUCAUGGCGAUACACAGUAUGCUCAUCGCGAAGCCGCCCGACAUCGGAUUUGGCACCUCCAGACAUCCGCCGCACCAGGAUCUCUAUUACUUCCCGUUGCGCCCAGCCGACCUUAUAGUGGCUUCGUGGACGGCCAUGGAACUGUGCGACGUCGCGAACGGAUGCCUCUACGUAGCGCCUGGGACGCACCAAUGGGGACGCGUAUUUCACCACGAUUAUCCGAAGGAACAGGUGAACAAGUUUUACCACGGCAUACAGGACUUGCCCAGUUCGAUCAAGUGGAUCAAUCUCGAGAUGCAGCCUGGCGACACGGUGUUCUUCCACCCGCUGCUCAUUCACGGAUCCGGUGUCAACAAGUCGACCCGGACCAGGCGAGCUAUCUCCUGCCACUACGCCGCAGCGGAGUGCACUAUAAGCGAGGAGCCGGACGCUAACAAUAUCGUCCAGAAGGAGAUUUUGGACUUAGCGAAGAAAAAGUUUUCCGGAAUGGAUAUAUCAUACGCGGACAUAUGGCGCUACAAGUCCACGCUCGUGCGCGGGAUUCGAUCUUCUUACUAAAAGAAGUCUUUCGAGACUUAAUAUAAUCGAGAUAUAUAUUUUAC
Ooceraea biroi (clonal raider ant) is the source of this 1743-nucleotide messenger RNA. RefSeq names its product phytanoyl-CoA dioxygenase, peroxisomal. NCBI's taxonomy places the organism in Eukaryota, Metazoa, Arthropoda, Insecta, Hymenoptera, Formicidae. Gene Ontology annotation, molecular function: phytanoyl-CoA dioxygenase activity. The record is from RefSeq and is a predicted model, not a curated record. Gene Ontology annotation, biological process: fatty acid alpha-oxidation.